UGAAGUAUUUAUAUAUAUAGUGAACUGAGUAAAUUGAAAAGGUCGAAUGUUAUAAAGUUGAUUGCUUCAAUACAAUUAAGUGCCUAUGAUUGUUUGAUAUUACAGUUGUAUAUAAUACUUAAAAUAUUUGAUUCAACUGCAAAAUGAUUAUACAACGGCACACAACAGCUGUAGUGAAAAUUUUCAUAUUUUGGAUAUUUGUUUCGUUAUUUUGUGCAUCAAAACAAGAUUGUGUCUGGUAUGGAGUUUGUAACACGGAUGCCUUGAAUCAUAAUCAAUAUUGUUCCUAUAAUGGCACUCCAAAAGAGAUGCCUGAAGAUGGACUGAAGUUGUUAACAGAAAGGUGCAGCUUUUUACUUCAAGCUGAGGAAAAAAAAUUUUGCUGUGACGUAGAUCAGGUAAAAAUAUUGAAUGAGAACAUUAAACUCGCUGCGGCAAUUUUAGAACGUUGCCCAUCAUGUAUGACCAAUUUGGCCCGUCAUAUUUGCGAAUUGACAUGCUCUCCAAAUCAAUCAAAAUUCUCUAGAGCUGCUGCUACAAAGACAAAUGAUGAAGGUGAUCUUUAUGUAACUUCUUUGGAUUUACACGUAACAGAAGAGUAUAUCAAUAGGACUUAUAAGUCAUGUUCCCAGGUAUCAGUUCCACAAACCGGUCAAUUAGCACUAGAUCUAAUGUGCGGAGCUUAUCCAGCAUCACGAUGUAGUCCUACAAAGUGGUUCAAUUAUAUGGGAGAUGCAAAUAAUAUAUAUGUUCCAUUCCAAAUAACAUAUAUUCAGCAUUCAACAAACUCGACAAAGAAUGGGAUUACUCCAAUUAAUCCAAAAACAACACCCUGUAAUGAAUCUGUAAAUUUCGAAAUGCCAGCGUGUUCAUGUACUGAUUGUGAUUUGUCUUGCCCUCAGUCUCCAGAUGAAGCAAUACCCAAACCAUUUAAUAUUGCAGGAUUUGACGCUUUUACAGUUAUUAUGACUGUCGUAUUUACUGUUGGAUCCAUUGUUUUUUUAUUGGGAACAUUUUUGUUUACGAAAGACUUUAUAAAUGAUGAGAACUUCCAAAUCGGUAACGAUGGUGCAACCGACGAUUCGAUGUAUAGGCAGCAGCCGCGAUACUUUGAAAAGCUUGGUGCUCGUACUGAAUACUUCUUGGAAAACAUAUUCACGAGAUUGGGUACAUUUUUUGCAACUUAUCCCUGGUUGACUCUUUUUGGAGGCGCCAGUCUCGUCACAUUGCUUGGAUACGGGAUAGUGUAUGUGGAAAUUACUACAGAUCCAGUACAACUUUGGGCUGCGCCAAGUUCAAAAUCUAGAAUAGAGCGAGAAUAUUUUGAUUCUAAAUUUGAACCCUUCUUUAGAAUGGAACAAGUAAUAAUUAAAGCCGUAGACCUACCAUACAUUGUGCAUAAUACGUCGAACGGGCCAAUAAAAUUUGGGCCAAUAUUUGCAAAGGAUUUUCUGGCCAGGGUCUUAGACUUACAGCAACAGAUUCAAAAUAUCGAGGCGAAUGGAACUUUUUUACAUAAUAUAUGCUAUGCUCCCUUGAAAGAUGACAACACUAUGGUAAAAGCUUCUGAUUGUGUUAUACAAUCAAUCUGGGGUUAUUUUCAAGAUGAUGUAAGCCGACUUGAUGAUAAUGAUGAGGAUAACGGGUUUAAUGUAACAUAUUUGGAUGAAUUGUAUGACUGUAUAAGUAAUCCAUAUUUAUGUUUAGCUUCUUAUGGAGGACCAGUAGAUCCAGCUAUUGCAUUAGGCGGGUUCUUAAAACAGGGUGAACAACUUACAGGGUCAACAAAAUAUGAGCAAGCUAACGCUUUAAUUUUAUCAUUUUUGGUAAGAAAUCACCAUGAUAAAGGGAAGCUAGUUCAAACAUUAGAUUGGGAAAAAACAUUUGUUGAGUUUAUGAUAAAUUAUAUAAAAAAUAAUAAAAGUAAAUCAAUGGACAUAGCUUUUACAAGUGAGCGGUCAAUUGAGGAUGAAUUAAAUAGAGAGUCGCAAUCGGACGUAAUGACCGUUUUAGUUUCAUAUAUUAUUAUGUUCAUUUAUAUAGCAAUAUCCCUUGGCCAUGUACAAGAAUUAAAAAGAUCCCUUAUUGAUAGUAAAAUAACAUUGGGUAUUGGAGGCGUUAUUAUAGUGUUAGCAUCAGUAGUUUCUUCGAUUGGUAUUUUUGGAUAUAUUGGAGUUCCAGCAACAUUAAUUAUAGUCGAAGUUAUUCCGUUUUUAGUACUGGCAGUUGGGGUGGAUAAUAUUUUUAUCUUAGUUCAGACGUACCAAAGAGAUAAUCGUAGAGCUAAUGAAACAACGGAAAAGCAGGUGGGACGAGUUUUAGGACGCGUAGGUCCUAGUAUGCUAUUAACAUCCGUAAGUGAGAGCUGUUGCUUUUUUCUUGGUAGUUUAUCUGAUAUGCCUGCUGUUAAGGCGUUUGCGCUAUACGCAGGAGUUGCGCUAUUAAUAGACUUCAUAUUACAAAUAACCUGUUUUAUUGGCUUGUUUACUUUGGACAUAAAGCGAAAGGAUGAAAACCGUUUAGAUAUAUGUUGUUUUAUCAAAUGUAAAAAGUCUGAUAUAAUGCCGAACAAUGAGGGACUCUUAUAUAAAUUUUUUAGAAGUGUUUACGUUCCAUUUCUAAUGAAAAAAUUCGUUCGAGUUGUUGUAAUGGUUUUCUUUUUUGGUUGUCUUUGCACUAGUAUAGCAUUUGUUCCGAAAAUUGACAUCGGGCUAAAUCAAGAACUGGCUAUGCCUGAGGAUAGCUUUGUUUUGCACUACUUUAAGUCCUUAAAUGCGCAUCUUAACAUUGGUCCUCCUGUAUAUUUUGUACUUAAGGGAAAUAUUGAUUAUUCGAACAGCUUGAACCAAAAUUUAGUAUGUUCUGGGCGAUAUUGCAAUGAUGACAGUGUUUUAACUCAAAUUUACUUAGCUAGUCGUAAAUCAAAUUUAACAUAUAUUGCUCGCCCAGCUUCUAGUUGGAUUGACGAUUACUUUGAUUGGGCUUUAUCGUCAAGCUGUUGCAAGUAUAAUCCCACAAAUGGAAGUUUCUGUCCCCAUCAAGAUACUUCCUGUUCAACUUGCGAAAUUCAAAAAAAUAACCUUCAGCGGCCCAAUGAACAUGAGUUUGGAAAAUAUCUUCCGUUUUUUUUAAAAGAUAAUCCAGACGAUUCAUGUGUUAAAGCAGGACAUGCAGCCUAUAAUGGGGCUGUUCGGUACAGCUUUGAAGAAAACAAAAUCAAUAUAGACAGUUCAUAUUUUAUGGCUUAUCAUUCAAUAUUAAAAUCGUCCAGGGACUAUUUUGAAGCAUUAGAAUCAGCUAGAAAAAUAUCUGCUAAUAUUACACAAAUGUUAAAGUUUCAACUUGUCUCAAACGGAUUACCAGUUGACUUAGCAAUGCAAAUCGAAGUUUUUCCUUAUUCAGUAUUUUAUGUAUUUUAUGAACAAUAUUUAACAAUGUGGUCAGAUACCUUACAGAGCGUAGGAAUUUCAAUACUUUCCAUAUUUAUAGUAACAUUCAUUUUGAUGGGUUUUGAUGUACAUUCCGCCCUUGUUGUAGUUAUCACUAUAACAAUGAUAGUUAUUAACCUUGGGGGCCUUAUGUAUUACUGGAAUAUAUCUCUUAAUGCAGUAUCCUUAGUCAAUCUUGUGAUGGCUAUAGGAAUAUCUGUAGAGUUUUGUUCACACCUUGUACACAGUUUUUCAUUAUCAAAAGAAUUGAAUCAAAUAAAAAGGGCUGCCGAUAGUUUAUCACAAAUGGGUAGCUCUAUAUUUUCUGGUAUAACUCUCACAAAGUUUGCGGGAAUAUUAGUCUUAGCUUUUGCAAAAAGUCAAAUCUUUCAAGUAUUUUACUUUCGAAUGUACUUUGGAAUCGUAGUUAUCGGCGCAACACAUGGUUUAAUAUUUUUACCAGUUUUGCUUAGUUAUAUUGGUGCACCUAAUAAUUCUAGGCUUGAAUCUCAAAACAAUGAAAAUUGUGAGCAGGAAACUUCUUUAUCUGGAACGAGAUAAUUUGUUUACUCAUAAGAAUGUUGAAAAUAUCAAGAGCGAAAUCAAAGGAAUGUCGAAUGUGGAAAUUCAGCGUUAAUCUUUGUUUUUAUUAGUUAUUUUUGUAAAAACCAAAUUAUUAUAUUCUACAAAAAAGAAGUAUGGUAUCUGGCUAGGGUGUGAUAAAUUUUAAUCAACCAUUAUUAUAUGUAAAUAUAUAUGUAUACACCGCUUUUAAUAACAUGAAAAACUGUGUAUUUAGAUUUUGAAUAAAGUUUACAAUGUACAGCAAUA
Drosophila mojavensis is the source of this 4259-nucleotide messenger RNA. It is a transcript of the gene Npc1a, whose product is annotated as NPC intracellular cholesterol transporter 1. The transcript has 12 exons. The coding region runs from base 144 to 3989 and encodes 1281 amino acids. Gene Ontology annotation, cellular component: membrane. The record is from RefSeq and is a predicted model, not a curated record. NCBI's taxonomy places the organism in Eukaryota, Metazoa, Arthropoda, Insecta, Diptera, Drosophilidae. Gene Ontology annotation, molecular function: lipid carrier activity.